AUGAAGGUUCAGGAUCUUGGAGCCAACAAGGUGGGACUAGAAGACAAGAGUGUGCUAGCGAAUGAAUCUAGUAUAAUUAGCGCAUUCACCAGAAGAAUAAUAAAGGAAAAAAGCGGUAACUACCAGGUGCUGAAAAGAUCUAUUGAUGGGAAAUUGAUCUACCCUGAAGCUACUGGAGUAUCUUCCAAUAGAGGUAAUAAACUGUUGCAGAAGAGUGAAGUGGUUACCAGAAGAGAUUUGAAUAAUUCUAAGCCCAUUAUUGAGCAGACCGUCUUUUAUAACGGUUCAGAGCAUCGCCUUUUACAAACAAAUAUUGCGGCUGAUAAUAAAACUAACAGGAGACGUAAAAGAAUAAAAUUCACACCCGACAUCAACGUUGAGCCAGUCUCAAUUGGUGGUGAAAACAACACCAACGAAAGCAACGAAAGCGACGAUGGCAUCACUGAUGAUUAUGACGGCGAUGAAGAUGAAGACGACCUAUCAAGAUUAGUGAACAUUAAGGAGAUUUUGACCCCAAUUCUUUCGCUUGGGGACGUAAUAAACCAUAAAACAAUCUCAAAAACUUUUUCAAGCUUAAUUUUGAAGAACCUGGCUACCCAAAUUAUUCUAAUGAUUGAAAGGGAGCAAAUGUCAGUUGUUAGAUAUUCCCAGUUUUUAGAAGUGUUUUUGGGUGAUCAUCCAGAACCGAUCUAUGAAUCCAACUUAUACCUACCACCUUACAAUCAUAACUUAACUUUACCUGAGGACUGUAAAGCAACCGGAUUAACCGGAAAUAGUCCAAAGAAUAGUAUCAACGAAACUAAUGUCAACACCACCAUGACUACAGAGGAUGAAUACUCCAAUAAUGAAACGGAAGAAACUAAAGAUGAAGACCCUUUUUUUGCCCUACCAAAACUAGAACAAUCUAAUGCACUUCUAUCAUUGCUACCAUCAUCAUCCGGAUCCGUCUCUAUUUCGACGUUAACAGCAGCGGAACAACAACAAUUGAACGACGAAAUUGAAUCAGCUAGACAGCUAUCACAGAUCGCAUUACAAAGAAACAAAGAAUUCAUAAGAAACUUGCAAAAAAUUAGAAAAUCCGUGAUAAAGGCCAAUAGAAUAAGGGGGAGGAUAUUAAGCUGGAGCCGAGAGUUCUUGGGCAUUUCAGACGAUGAUAUUACUAUUCCAGUAGCGCUGCGUGUUGUCAAGAGAGGGUUGAUCAGUGCUACAACAAACAAGACAACAAAUUUCGAAGAAGAAAUUGAGAAUGGCAUGGAAGAUGGCGUGGCUGAUGAUAAUGAACCUGACGAUGAGGCUAAUAGAGCUUGA
Messenger RNA from Saccharomyces eubayanus, 1308 nucleotides. It is a transcript of the gene RXT2, whose product is annotated as Rxt2p. NCBI's taxonomy places the organism in Eukaryota, Fungi, Ascomycota, Saccharomycetes, Saccharomycetales, Saccharomycetaceae. Gene Ontology annotation, cellular component: cytosol; Rpd3L complex. The transcript has a single exon. Gene Ontology annotation, biological process: negative regulation of silent mating-type cassette heterochromatin formation; negative regulation of rDNA heterochromatin formation. The record is from RefSeq and is a predicted model, not a curated record. The coding region runs from base 1 to 1308 and encodes 435 amino acids.